Molecule: messenger RNA, 1649 nt
Organism: Ilex paraguariensis (yerba mate)
Lineage: Eukaryota; Viridiplantae; Streptophyta; Magnoliopsida; Aquifoliales; Aquifoliaceae
Source: the annotation of a GenBank genome assembly
CUCUGUGUUGGAAUCUCUGAACCAAUGGCCACGGUCAGUCCUCGUUUCGCUUCCGCCAUUAAAAUAUCGCCAUGUAGUAUUGCUAUUGCCUUAACCUCUUUCUAGCCUUUUCUUUUCUAGGGUUUCUAUUACUCAUUUCAUCACAAUCUCUGCUCUCUCUCUCUCUCCCUUCGACACCCACCACCUCUUGAUUUCUAGGGUUUGAGAAUUCGAAUUCGUGGUCUUUCGUCGCCAUUUUCGGGCGAAAGAGCUUGAUUGCUACAAUUGUACUCGAAUCGUUCCCUACAUUUGCGUCAUGGUUUCAUUGUCUUCUGACCUGACAAGGACUUGAGACUCUACAUCUGACACUACGUAGCAAAAUUUUAUCUAGGUCCUGGUCAGAAUUGUUACUUCAUCGCAAUCUUCGAUCGUAAUUUAUUAGUUUGCUAACGGAAUGGACGACGGAGAGCUUGAUUUCUCGACCCAUGAAAUGUUUUCUAGUUCAAAUAUUGGUGAUCUCCCAAGCAGCUGUUCGAUGGAUAGCUUUUUUGAGGAACUUCUCAAGGAUACACAUGCCUGCACUCAUACCCAUACUUGCAACCCACCAGGCCCUGAUGAUAACCCUCAUACACACACUUGCUAUCAUGUGCACACCAAAAUUGUACCUGCUCAAUCUGAAGAUAAGAUUCCUAGUGAUGAUACUGCAGAAUCUGCCGACAAAAAGGCAAAGAAACGUCCGUCAGGCAAUCGGGAAGCAGUCCGCAAGUAUCGUGAGAAGAAGAAGGCACGGGCUGCGUCUUUAGAGGAUGAAGUUACUAGAUUGAGAGCUUUGAAUCAGAAGCUGUUGCAGAGGCUUCAGGGUCAGGCUGUGUUGGAGGCUGAGAUUGCAAGGCUCAAGUGUUUGCUUGUGGACAUUAGAGGUAGGAUUGAAGGGGAGAUUGGAGCUUUUCCUUAUCAGAAGCCGUCCAAGGGUGGAGAUGUGUAUCAGAAUCUAGCUAAUGCCAACUUGCCGGGUGCAUAUGUGGUGAAUCCUUGUAACAUGCAAUGUGAUGAUGAGGCUUAUUGCCUUCAUCCAGGAGUGGAGGGGAAAAAUGGAGAAGGCGCAGCAGUAAGCGGACUAGGUCUUGGAGGUUGUGAAUUUGAGAGUAUGCAAUGUUUGGGGAAUCAAAAUUCUGGAUUGAAGGAGUUCCCUGGUUGUGGACUUGAGAAUGGUGUGCCUACUGUCAAUCAUUCCAAUGGAAAUAAGAAAAAAGGCUGCAGCUGAUCCCUUCUGAAUUAUGGAAAAUUGGAAAUGAUGGAGUCAAUUUUAAAAAUUCAAGGAGGAGGACGUACAGCAACAGCUAGUUGAAGAACUUGUACGGCGGAAGUACCUCUUUUCUUGAAGUUAAUUAUGUUCUUUCUCUAUACCCAACUGUUGGGUUGUUGGAAUCUCCUACACUAAUAAGACAGUAUCAGCUUGGUUUGCUGCUCUCUAUGUAGUGAUUUUAUCUGUUUCUGUUCAUCAGGUUGUCUUUGUAAAGUGUAACACUUGCAGGAGUGAUGGAUUUUGGUUUUUUUUGCUAUGCAGCUUUGAAUGCUUUUCUUCGUCAGCCUUUGCUAUUAUUUACAGAGAUGCAAAAAUUAGUUAUUCUAAUUAUCUGAUGGUGUUGUUUGCGUUUUUUGUUUUGAUC